Molecule: messenger RNA, 2593 nt
Organism: Asparagus officinalis (garden asparagus)
Lineage: Eukaryota; Viridiplantae; Streptophyta; Magnoliopsida; Asparagales; Asparagaceae
Product: serine/threonine-protein phosphatase PP1-like
Exons: 4
Coding region: 1397-2356 (319 amino acids)
Cellular component (GO): nucleus; cytoplasm
Molecular function (GO): protein serine/threonine phosphatase activity
Source: RefSeq, a predicted model, not a curated record
ACAUGAGUUGGGGAGUGGUUGAGAAUUGGAAUGAGUGGAUGAGAAUAGGACAACUCACUACCAAACAUAAAAUUUGUGCUUGGUACCAAGCAUACCCAUUUUUCUCAUAUAUAUAUAUAUACACCCCUUUAAAAGGCAACAAUAUGAUUAAACUGAUCCAAGCAUAACGAGGUCUCUUAAUCAUGUCAAAUUAACUUCCGAGAAUAUAAAAUGUGUUAUUACUAGUUAAAAAAGAAAAAAACGAAAAGAUAGGGUUAGCUAACACUCUCAAAAUGCACUUGAAAGGAGGCACAGGAGUAGGGCAAAACUAAAAUCCCAAGCUCAAACAUUUCAAGAUCUAAACUCAAGCUUAAAGAACGAACGCCUAAAAUCAAAUUUAAACUUUAAGCGCAUAUAUCAUGAAUCACAUAUCACCACAAAGAAGUGAAUCUCGUCCUCAACAACCACUAUGGCAUAUUCUUCAUCUCAAGUGAAAUGUUCAGGAAUUGUAAGAAAGCAGUAGUAACAUGCAAACGUGCACUUGAACUAGCAAAUGACACGUAACUUUAGAAUUGUUUUAAAUUGUUUUAGCAUAUAUGUCAGAAUUCACCAAAAGCUAACACAUAUAAUUUAUUAAAGUUUCUAAAAAUAAUCCCUCCCAAAUACGCCCAAAGUCUAAAAUACUUUUGCAAUUGCAGAUUUAUACGUGUGAGGUCUUUCUUCUAAAUCUCUAUCUUAAUUUUGAGUCAUCAAAGAGACAAGGUCCCUACAUUUUCAUUUGUUGUAGUACAAAAAUAGUUUAUACUUUGUAUAGCACAGUCAAUAUUAUAUAGAUAUAUAUAGACCCUUUUGCUAAUGGAUUGACGAGUGAUACUUGCGUCACGCUCACACCUCAAUUUCGAUUAGUUUACACGUACUUAUGAAUUUAUUUGUAAAUGGUGAAGCACUAAAAGAAUUAUGGAGGAAGAUGAUUUGCAUUCUGUUUACACACAAAGUACAAACAUAGUUCCUAAAAUUUAGGAGUAAAUUAUGUCAAAAUAAAGAAAUAAAAAGAUCUUCCUACAAAUACGAAAGUUGCAUAUAGUCAACAUUCCUUGAAAUGUAAGUAUCCAUAUAUGAAUGAGUCAAUCAUGGAUUGGUUAAGAAAAUUGAUGAUAUAUCUAACGCAAUCGACACAUAACAACCAACUGUCCACAUACACCAUAGGUCCUGUUUUAAGGUCAAUUUCUCCGGUCCACAAAAAGAAAAAUCCACUCUGAAAACAAAAUGGAUGAUUCACAAUCCUCACGUUGGAAACAAAACAACGUCCCCUGUUUCUUUCUUCCUCUUUUGGAGCAAAACAUAACAAACAACAACACAACACAAUCCUCAUAUCAAAAACAAAAUUUGAAGAAGAAGAAGAAUUAAGAGGAAGAAAAUGGACGAGACCGACGUCGACGAUAUAAUAAAGAGAUUGGUGGAGGGGAAAGGGAAGCAGGUUCAGCUCUCUGAGUCCGAGAUCCGCCACCUUUGCGUCGCCUCAAAAAGAGUUUUCCUCUCUCAGCCUAAUCUCCUUCAUGUUCAGGCUCCCGUCAAAGUUUGUGGCGAUCUACAUGGACAAUACAUCGACCUUCUAAGGAUUUUUGAACGUGGUGGAUUCCCUCCUAAUGCAAAAUACCUAUUUCUUGGUGAUUAUGUUGAUCGUGGCAAGCGAAGCUUAGAAACAAUAUGCUUGCUUCUUGCAUACAAAAUAAAGUACCCUGAUAAGCUUUUCCUCUUAAGAGGCAACCAUGAGGAUGCAAAAAUCAAUAGAGUCUAUGGUUUCUAUGACGAAUGCAAGCGAAGAUUCAACGUUCGUCUAUGGAAAAUAUUCACAGAUUGCUUUAAUUGUUUGCCUGUUGUUGCGCUUAUCGAUCACAAGGUUCUUUGUAUGCAUGGGGGCCUUUCGCCAGAAUUGAAUAACUUGGAGCAGAUAAAUGAAAUUGAGAGGCCUACUGAGGUUCCUGAUGGUGGUCUUCUCUGUGAUUUACUCUGGUCUGAUCCUGAUUCUAAGAUUGAAGGAUGGGGGUUGAGCGAUAGAGGGGUUUCUUGUACUUUUGGAGCUGAUAAGCUUGUGGAGUUCUUGGAUGAGAAUGAUAUCGAUCUUCUUUGUCGAGCUCAUCAGGUGGUGGAGGAUGGAUAUGAGUUUUUUGCAGACAAGAGACUCGUUACAAUUUUCUCAGCUCCAAAUUAUUGCGGAGAGUUUGAUAAUGUUGGUGCCUUAUUGACUGUUGACGAGUCUCUUUUAUGCUCAUUUGAGAUCAUAAAACCUCUUGAAAAGAAAGUUGUAGGUGAAGGAAGCACACAAACAUCAAGAUCUACUGUAACUAGUAAGUCCUCUAAGUUCGGAAGUGGCUGAGGAUUCUUCAUUUGUAAUUCUUAAUUGCAAGUGUAGCUCAAAGGGGAGUUAUACAGUACACCGACCAUUAAUUCUUAGACAAAUUUCUUUUCUAUAUAUCGUUGUAUUUGGCUAAGAGCUUCUGAAUUUGUAAUAUUUAUUUCUUCAUUAAGGAUCUGUCAGUUUGAUUUCUUUACUACUUUUGUAAAUUAGGGAUGAUAUCUACCUUGUACAGAAAUGUAUGUUCUUCUUUUGUGC